GCCUUGCUCAUUGUUCAUGUGGUUCAGCCCUACUACACUGGUUCACGCUAUCCUACAGUGUACCUGUAUACUGUAAGAACACGAAUCGUAGUAAGAACGGGACCCGCGCUGCACCCCAGCUCCCUCGAGCCUCCGCGGCGAUCGUAUCUCCAGCUAGCUCUGCGAUGUCAGGUACCAAAAAAUAAAGCUGGUGUUUGUAGUUGGCAAAUGGAUGAAACCAUCAGUACGUGAGAUUUCAAUCUGCGAGUGCGAGUUCCGUCAGUCACCACCUGAUUUCGCUUUUCAUUGAUGAACCUACAGUAUGGAGACAGCAAGUGUAGAAUGGUUCCGAUUGUGUAUCUUCAUCUAUCUGAGUGUGUUCUGCAUGCAAGCCACGCUCUCUGCCCCACCACCAUUGUCUGUUCGACUGACCAGUGGGGAGUAUGACAAUAGUGGCCUUGUACAGGUGUUUUAUGAUGGGGAAUGGGGAUUGCUGUGCAUGGAGAGCAAUCAGUGGACGCGGCAGGUCGCUUCAGUUAUCUGCCGUCAGUUAGGCUACCCAUCAGCAGUGACUGCUACAAACUUUGUUGGCACAUUACCUGAGAGUUACGCGGUAACCUGGGUCUCUAGUUUGUCUUGUAUGGGUUAUGAGACGAGACUGAGCGACUGUUCUCCGAGGACAGAACAACGCUCUGAAUGUGGAGGCAGUGUUUAUUUCCCUAAGGUGAAGGCAGCUGUGCACUGCCAACUAAAUCCAGCAUUCUCUCUGCGGCUCACUGGUGGUUUCCAUGACAACAGUGGUCUUAUAGAAGUUUAUGAUCGCAACAAGUGGGGCAUCCUUUGCCUGUCCAGGGACCAGUGGAAUCAACAGGCUGGGUCCGUGGUUUGUGGGCAGCUAGGAUUCCCCAAGGCACUGACAGUGACAAGUUUCCAUGGUGACUAUUCAAGAGCUUAUGUUACAAGCAGGGAGAUGUCAUGUGAAGGAACGGAAUCCAGGCUCAUUGAUUGUUCUUUUGAGUUGUCACAAACGUAUGGCUGUGACAGUGACCAUGUGAAAGCUGCUGUGAUCUGUAUGCCAAAGCAAGUUUUAAUUGGGGACGCUCAACAGCCAUACUCUCUGAGGUUGCAUCAGUUUGUACUUGACAACUCAACAAGUACAGGUGUUGUUCAGCUCCAAGCCUUUGCUUACCAGUACGUGGAUCAGGAUUGGUCCAUCUGCAGUGAUGAAUCCUGGGAUAUCCAAGCAGCCACCGUAGUCUGUCAGGAGCUGGGCUUUCAUUAUGCCAUCGAGACUAGUGGAACCGACUACAUGGGCACCGGUGAUGAUUGGAGCGUCUUGGGAUCAGUGGAGUGCAUUGGCUCAGAGAGGCAUCUUCUGGAGUGUAGUCAUGUGAUCAUAGACAGGAGUCAGUGUAAUGGUGGACUGGUUAGAGUCAACUGUAGUAUAUCUCCUUCCCCUGACCCAGGACAAGUUGUUCGUCUUGUUGGAUCAGUUAAGCCUUAUGAAGGUCAGCUUCAGACCUACUUCAAUGGUAAUUGGUGGAACAUCUGUAUACCAAGGUCAGGUCUGGAGUACACUUACAUUCAAAAAGCCUGCGGAUCGUUGGGUUACGAACAUGGACAGAAUUUACCCACCCUACGAUUCUCCAAGGAGUACAGUAAGAUUUCAGAAGAUUCUCUCAACAUUGAGGUGCUGGGCCUGUGCGACAAUGCUGAUCAGUGCCACAUUGAAGAGAGUUACUACACCACAUGUGGAUACUACGACAAGGCUGCCAUUCGAUGUGAUAACCACUCAUCCUCACCAAACAAAGAUUGGACCUCAGAUGGAGUCAAUUUACGACUUUCUGAUGGUGACAGCAUGGCAUCUGGUCGUGUUGAAAUAUACUGGAACUACUAUGAUCCUGACAUUAGUUCCAUAUGGUCCACUCUGUGUGUCCAGUCCGGCUUGGAUAUGGUGACAGCAACCUUACUUUGUCGUGAGUUGGGCUACGAUGGUGCUGUAUCAACAGGUGUGAUGCCACUUCGAGGAAGAGCUGCUGAAGAGACUAAAAUUUUACAAUUCCGUGGGAAUUGGUGUGAAGGAGAUGAAAAGAGACUGAGUGCGUGCAGUUCGUUUGAAAUCUCUCCAGACUGCACCCACAAUGAUGACGUCAGUGUUGUCUGCAAUUCUGCCCAAUAUGAAGGGACAUCUUCAUUUCCAGCGGUCGGGAUUGUGGGCAUAGUCCUGCUGGUAUGUGUAAUCAUCAUUGUAAUGGUUUGCUGCAUCACAGCACGGAGAGCUUCUGGCACAGGCCGUAGCAGUGAAAACCCUGGGAACAGUGCUAGCAACCAAGGCCCCUAUGAGCUGGUUUCUGAGGGCACAGAGCAGAAAGCAAGUGAAGCAGGUGGAGCAGCAGAGGUUGAAAUGUCUGCCACGGCGCCCCCCAUCAACCAGUAUGAAGAAGCUACUAAGACUGAACAGGUUCAAGAUAGCCAGUUAGUGUAGACAUUCAAGAAUGACAGUGAUGGCCUGUGUGUAUGCACUGUAGCACAUCAGAGCAGAGCUAUAGCUAUGUAAACAUGAGACGACACUCUGUAAAACACUCCUUUGAAAUCAGGGACAGGGAUUCAAUCCUGGAUGUCCUUAUUAAGAAAAUGUGGCCCUUAAAAAGUUAUACCACUGCCUAGAGUCAGUGCCAAAUAAACUUGCUGUUAGUGAAUUAUCAGAUAAUUUGUGUAUGAUGCUUUGUGCUACAUGUGGGACAUAGCAGAUUUUACUUGUAUAUGUGAUUUUGAGGUUUAGGAGUUAGGAUUAGUUCAUUUAUCUUAGGUUGAAUUACUCAAGAUGAAGAAUGGUUUUGUGCAAGUUUAUACUUCAUUUGAAAACCCAGUCUGUUUUCUUUCAUUUGGUACCAAAAAGUGCAUAGAUUAUGCUUGACAGAAAGGGGACGAUGUGAUUUAGUUGUUUCAAAUUUGGCAAUUCAAAGUGACACAUGAGCAUUGUUUUGCCAAUAUCAAAUGAAAGACGACUAAAUAGCUUUUCAAAUAAAGUAUACACAUGGUUAACAGGGGCGGAUCCAGGAGUUUCCAAAGGGGGGGGGACAUGAACUAAAGCAGCAAUGGAUAAAAUUCCCACCGAGCAUGAAGCAUGAAGCCAUGAUGUUGUGGGGUCUGGGGCCUAGGAAAUUAUAUUGUAUACUAGGCGCUACGGUGGUGAAAUUUUAGGCUCCUUUUUCUUCCCCCUUUCUCUUUUUCUUCUUUUUUUUUGGAAAUUAAUAUUUUUGGUAAUAAAAGGGGGGCCAUUUGCCCCACAUGCCCCUCCUCUCGGAUCCGCCUCAGAAAAUAUUUACUGGUUAUUGAGCAAUUAAUCUUGAAAUCUUUGUGUCCGUUUUUAAUACACCUUGUAUAACCUGCUUGCCCAGAGUCAAAGUUGUGUGGUGUUUUAAACAUAUUUUUAGACAAAGCAAAAAGGACUUUAUAUAUUUACAUAUAUUGAUGUAUUCUUUAUUAAGCAAAUGUAAAGCUCUUUCAUCUGUUAUAAACUGUUAUCUCUAGAGGCUCUUGGGGAGAAGACGCUGAAGAAAUGUUCAGUUUUAUAGAAGGAGGGAAACACACUGGAAAAUAUUCAGGGGGGGAGGGAGUGAAAGCCCAAUCCACCUGUCAGUCUGGGUUGGGUUUGAACCCUGGGCCAGAGAAAUGGAAGGCAAAGAGAGAGCCGCUGGGCCAACGUGACUACUGAACCCUCUGCGUGAUUUGUCCAUCUUCUGUCUGGUCUAUCUGAACAAAUGUUUGUGUGGUUCUUAAAAGAAAUAUUCAGUCGUGUUUAGUAUUUACACCAUAAGAAAGCCAUGUCUGGUUUGUCCAAACUAUUUAAAUAGGAACACAAACCAUGCUUAUAAACAAGGAAAAGGGUAAGUGAGUGGAGUAUGGGUGUAUAUACCACCAGGCAGAACAAUUGGCCUUGGCUUCUACCUCUUUGUGAUCAUCAUGCAACUCCAAACAUUUGUACUUUUUUUCUAUUUUGAGAUUUUUCUCAUAAUAAACAUAUAAAUAAAUGUAUAGGAUUGCUCUGUACAUGGGAAGUUGUCAUGUGACCAAAUCUAGUAAAUUUGAAGGCAAACAAUGUCCACAUGAUGACACUCUCUGUUUGUAUGUGUAUUUGCUGGAACUGAUUGUAGUGUAUGCAGCCAGUCUAGCGUGUAUUUCGGGAUAAUGAUGUAAUGCUUUGCUGAGCUUACCAUUGUGAUGUGUGUAAUAUAAAUAUGCCUCAGAAACGUUCUGCCAGAAGUUCUCCAUGCUCUCGAUGCUCCCAAUUCUUCCAAUGUACAAACACAACACUUAGAUGUACCGUAUUAAAUUACUGCCAAGUCACAUAGCAAGUAUGUGCCAUGGCCUAAAUUAACGUUUACUUCUUCAAAACAUACAGCAUCUGGCCUCACGUCCACACAGUUUGUGUCCUUCGUCCAUGAUUGAAUGCAUAAGAAAAAUUCUCGUCGAUUUCCUUUGCUAACGUGACCGGGAGACAAAGGCUAUUCAAGUUGUAGAAAUUAAAGAUAAUCUAUUCUGUAGUGGUAACAUGCAUAUGGCAGCUGAGUGCAGCCACAAGUACUGUGAUACUUGGGAAAUGAUAUCAAGAUACUUCUAUCGCAUGUGGCUCUGAACAGUAAUUAAACCGAAACUCUGUGUUCCACUGGA
Molecule: messenger RNA, 4653 nt
Organism: Acanthaster planci (crown-of-thorns starfish)
Lineage: Eukaryota; Metazoa; Echinodermata; Asteroidea; Valvatida; Acanthasteridae
Product: scavenger receptor cysteine-rich type 1 protein M130-like
Cellular component (GO): membrane
Source: RefSeq, a predicted model, not a curated record